AUAUUCUUCAUCUUCUUCUUCGUCUUCUCUGAAUCAAUUUCUUACGCUUCUUCUGGGAUAGGUCCCCCGCGAAAAAUUCCAUUCUUCAGAUCAUAGAUUUGCGUCUGAUCUAUAUAACAAACAAAAAAAAAAAAAAACUAAUCUAUUAUUCUAGCUUUUAUACCUGAUUCGAUCAAUUUCCGAGGUUUUUUUUGCUAAAUUUCGUGUACAUGAAGAAGGUGCUUCAAAGAGGUUUUAAGCCUGCAAAAUGCAAAACAGCUUUGCAAAUGGCGAAUUCACGCCUGAAGAUACUCAAGAACAAGAAGGAGAUUCAGAUUAAACAGCUGAGGAGAGAAUUAGCUCAAUUGCUCGAAUCUGGACAAACCCCUACUGCUAGGAUUCGGGUGGAACAUGUUGUUAGGGAAGAGAAGACAGUGGCGGCUUAUGAGCUCAUUGGAAUAUACUGUGAACUUCUUGUUGUUCGUUUAGGUGUUAUUGAAUCACAGAAAAAUUGCCCCAUUGAUCUGAAAGAAGCUGUCACAAGUGUCUUGUUUGCUUCCCAGAGGUUAUCAGAUGUUCCAGAGCUCUCAGAGAUCUUUAAGCAAUUCACAACCAAGUAUGGCAAGGAUUUUUCUACCUCUGCUGUUGAGUUGCGUCCGGAUUCUGGUGUUAGUCGCCUGUUGGUCGAAAAAUUGUCUGCCAAAGCCCCUGAUGGUCCAACAAAGGUCAAAAUUUUGAUGGCAAUCGCUGAGGAGCAUAAUGUCGUCUGGGAGGCACAAUCUUUCGUCGAAUCAGAUCCAAAAGAUACCGAGUUGUUGAAUGGAGCAAACUCGUUUCAGCCAGCGAGUAGUAUGAACAUGGAUUCAUCUAUAAACUCGAACAAGGAACAGCCUCCAAACAUCCAUGCUCCAGCUACUGUCAAUGCUCAUCAUGGAUCAAGUGAAAGACAUCAUUCCCCAGAGAACUCUUAUGCAAAUGGUGGAAGAUCUUCAAGCCGUAGUAAUAAUGUUACUUCUGGGAAGGCUGAUGACUACUAUCAUUCGAAAGCGAGACCUUCUCGAUCUAGGCCUGAUGAAGGAGAAUGUAGAAAUCCAAAUCAUGGCUAUGAGAAUUCAUCUUCAAGAAAUAAGCAGAAAUGGGAACCAGAAUUUGUUGAUUCCACAGACGCUGCACGUGCUGCUGCUGAAGCUGCUGAAAGAGCAAGUUUCGCUGCUAGAGCAGCUGCCGAACUUUCGAACAAAGAAAGGAUGACGAGGCAGGAUUCCACACAGUCGCAUAUAUCCUCUGCAUCUGUAAAUCUCAGAAACGAGCCUUCACAUCGACGUGACAGAUCGAAUGCACAAAGAGAAAGUUUUUCUGAAGAUCAUGUUUCGCCUCGACGAAAUGUUAGGAUGCAGUAUGAAGAUAUGGACAGAACCAGGCAAGACAGAUAUGAUAGGGCAGAACAGAUUCCUCCUGUAGAUCAGCCAUCAGGAAGACAUUCCGUGGAUAACUCGAGAAAUAACGGUUCCUUUGGUAGAGAGAAGCAGCCAAGCCAGGAUGAGACGGAUAUAAAUGUUGGUUACUCAGAAGAUGUUCACCUCAGGAAGCAGUCAAGUCGGGUUUCAUCACAUUCACAUUCAAGCAAUUAUUCUGAUGAGAAUGACCUUGGCUCAGAUUUUAUGAAGUCACCAAGCAUCGUGGAGGAAAACAUAUUUGCCACUGAAUAUGAUCACCAAUCUCAGAGCAGCUUUAAAGAUAUAGAUUCCCAUGAUCAUGGACAUGAUGAUGAUGCUGCAGCUACUGAUAAUUAUGAUGACUAUAGUUCAUUUUUUUAUCAACCUAAAUUUCAUGCGGAAGAUAAUCAUUAUCAAGAUGAAAUUGAUCAUGGUGUAGGAUUCUCAUUGCUUGGCAGCAAAACAUCUGCUUCAGCUGCUUCGUGGAGCUUCAAAGGAGAUCAUAGUAAGUCCCAUGGAAAACACAGCAGCUCGAGCUCACAAGUUUUCCAAGAGAACCCAAGUUCCCGAUUAUUUGAUGAUGUCUCUACAAGUCCUCCGGCUUCUUACCAUGAGCCUGACCCACAUGCCAAGUUUGACAAUUAUGGUCCAAACUCAGAAAGCGAUGGUGAUCAGCCUAUAGACAAAGUUUCUGGAGAUGUACAUGAGAGGGGGAAUCUGACAUCUGAUCGAUCUCACAAAUUUAAAGUCUCUGAUUCUGCUGGACACGAAGUUUUCCCUUUAGACACAGAAGAACACACAGAUAAUUCAAGGACACGGGAAGAAUCAGAUUCAGACUCAGAGCCUCAGCUUGGUCUGAGGCUUGGAGCUUUGGCCGGUGGAUUUAGGAACAAAAAGACACUCCCACCCUACAGAAUGAGUUCGGCAUCGUCCAAGGCUGAAAAGGAAUAUAUCCAAAUCGAUGAUUUUGGUCAGUCUAGCAGAAAAGAUCUUUACAGUAAGAAAGCAAGCAACACCGAGACAAGACCAAGUUUUAUGCCUCCUCAUCCAUCUUCUAGUGAUGAAGACGACUCAGACAUGCAACAUCCAGGAAGAACAGAAACAAAAUCAGAUUCCUUAUAUAGUCAUUCCCGUGUCAACCAUGAUGACUCGGAGGAAGAAAAACUCCCAACACGGUCUUCUUCAAGAAUUCAAGAGAGGAGUCAUAAGCCAUCAACAGGAAUAAGGGUUCAGAAGAGAACGAACUUCAAGAUGCCAGUUUCAGCAUCGUCUGAAGAUGAGGAAGAAGUCGAAAGAGAGGCUGCACGCAUCAAUGCCAAGCCAAAUAAAACAACCGGGUAUGGGUUCUCUCUAAGGACAAAGGGCCAAUCGAAAGCUAAUGAGAAACAUUCAUUACCAGUGACAACGAAGAAAACCGACAAAGAGUCUCAUGAUCAGCCAUCUCCAAGGACAGUAACUUCCAGCCAUGUUCCACAAACUGUAAAAUCACCCGAUCCAGACACCCCAUCCAGGGAGAGGGAGAGAGCUAGUCAUGUUCACCCCAACCUCCCAGAAUAUGACGAUAUCUUUGCAAGGCUCGGAGCGCUUCGUGCUCCCAGUCGACGCUGAAUCUGCUCAUCUUGUCCUUCUGUUCAUAUAUAUAUUCUUUCACACGGAAAACAGUUCCCCUCAUUCUUUACUCUGACUGAAUUUGAUAUUCUUACACGUUAUACAGAUUGAAGUAGUGGUGUGAUUCUGCUUGGUCUUGAUUGGUUUUCCUUGUCUUUUUUUUUUUUGUGUGGAUAAACAGAAUAGAAAAUAACUAUUUGCGAAGAGAAAGAUUUUAUAAUACCAUUCGAAAUGUUGUCAUAAUAGAAAUAAAUUUUGUUCUCU
Arabidopsis thaliana (thale cress) is the source of this 3287-nucleotide messenger RNA. RefSeq names its product Regulator of Vps4 activity in the MVB pathway protein. Gene Ontology annotation, biological process: protein transport. The record is from RefSeq and is marked reviewed. NCBI's taxonomy places the organism in Eukaryota, Viridiplantae, Streptophyta, Magnoliopsida, Brassicales, Brassicaceae. The transcript is spliced from 7 exons. The coding region runs from base 210 to 3023 and encodes 937 amino acids.